This is a messenger RNA of Aureobasidium subglaciale EXF-2481, 1000 nucleotides long. RefSeq lists its product as uncharacterized. The transcript has 2 exons. The record is from RefSeq and is a predicted model, not a curated record. Lineage: Eukaryota; Fungi; Ascomycota; Dothideomycetes; Dothideales; Saccotheciaceae. Bases 179 to 691 code for a protein of 170 amino acids.
AUCGCUACAAAAAAAAUCUCUUCUUUUAGCGUUUCUUCAACUGUUCAUACUUCAUUCCUCCUUUGUCUGUCGAUCCUGGGACAGACAGCACAGCUUUCCGUUACGAUGCUCAUCAUAUUUCUUUUCCCUAUUUUCAGCGCAGCCACAAUAUGCGCAGCUAGAGUUCUUUUUCUUUUAAAUGGGUUCCCUCUACACCUAUAGACUAUUCUAUAGGUCUGGGAUCGCGAUUCUGGUAUGCGUUUCCUAUGGCGUUUGUUUUGGCCUCAUCUUCGUUACUUUAUCUGCGGGUGGAUCAUCUUGCAGUCUUGCACACUUAACGCCCCUCUUGUUAUCGUUCUCGUUUUUCUCUUCUACUACGACUGCAGCGAAAUUGGCUGGGCAGGCAUGCGCUGUGCCCUGCGUUCUGUCGCUCUUGCCGGUUUUGCUUGACCUGAUCACCUGCCUUGAUGUCUGCUGCUGGGAUUUUCAUUCUUUUGCCUAUUCAAAAUACACAAAAAACAUUCUGAGCUUGGCUCAUACUUUGCCAGAAUCUUUGGCCCUCAAACAUGUAUCUCAUUCCUCUGCCCAUUGGUGCUUGUGCUUUAUCUGGACUGGCACCCAAGUCGCACUCCUAUGGUCCGAGAUCCAACAGCCGCUGGUCCGUUUGAAUCUGGCGAUCUCGAAUCGGUUUCGGAGUUACCUCCAUCCUUGAGUGCUGAGAAACAAUGUAUAUCCUGUUGUGCUAUCUGCGCCUGUAUCUCAAAACUCGCGGGACCUGACCCGAAAGAAAUACAAUUCCCCACCAGGUGGCCUUCCUUGCUCCAGGGGCUCAAUCGAGUUUGCACGUCAUGCGAUGUUGCAUCCAUAGCUCGGUUUUUAAUUUUGCCUAUACCGCAGCAUCCAUGCUAGUACACCGUGGUUUCAAAGCGCCCUCUCGUGGACUACUUUCGAGGGCGACCAUUACAUCCAAACUCUGUCCCGACGCGCCGAUAGAUGAGGUCGUGGUCUAACUCAGCCAUCG